AUAUCUUAUUGUUCAGUUAUAUCCAUUCGUACCUUUACGAUCAAUUCUUUGCUUCUAAAAAUUCAAAAUGGCGUUCUACGGAAAGCUCUUCACUUUCGAUAAGAACGAAAACUUCGAUAGCUUUGUCGCUAGCUUGAAACUACCUCAAGAGAAAGCAGAUGCCUUCAUCAACGCCAAACCUUCCCAAAAAAUUGAAAAAGACGGAGACUUUUAUAUUAUCACGACCUACAAUGCAAACGGAACUACUGAAAUGAAAUUCAAAAAUGGUGUUGAAUUUGAUGAAACUUUAUCACAGGAAGUUACCACCAAGAACACAAUUACUGUAGAUGGUAAUAAAUUCACCCAAGUCCAAAAGAUUGGUGACAAUACCAUUACAAUCGUCAGGGAAUACACGCCUGAACAACUUGUAGUCACAUUGACCUCCAGUUUCUGGGACGGCACCGCGAAGAGAUAUUACGUCGCUAAGUAAAAUACAGUUAUUUAAUUUAUUCAAGUGAUUACAUAAUUAAAAUAAUUCAUUGAAUUUUGUACAUCGUGUUAUUUGGAUCCAAUCUCAAAGAAGAAGAAAACAAACUUAAUUAAUAUUUAUUUACUAAAACAAAUUAAAACAUGUUUCCAAAAUAAGACUUUUUUU
Colias croceus (clouded yellow) is the source of this 634-nucleotide messenger RNA. RefSeq names its product fatty acid-binding protein 2-like. Gene Ontology annotation, molecular function: fatty acid binding. Gene Ontology annotation, cellular component: cytosol; nucleus. The transcript has 4 exons. The record is from RefSeq and is a predicted model, not a curated record. Bases 68 to 469 code for a protein of 133 amino acids. NCBI's taxonomy places the organism in Eukaryota, Metazoa, Arthropoda, Insecta, Lepidoptera, Pieridae. Gene Ontology annotation, biological process: fatty acid transport.